Molecule: messenger RNA, 309 nt
Organism: Peronospora farinosa
Lineage: Eukaryota; Oomycota; Peronosporomycetes; Peronosporales; Peronosporaceae
Source: the annotation of a GenBank genome assembly
AUGAAAUUCCUAGAGUUGAGACAUGGCAAGCGGACGAAAAAAGUGGGGAUUUGUGGCAAGUACGGCACGCGUUACGGUUCUUCGCUCCGUAAAGUCGUCAAGAAAAUUGAAGUGUCGCAGCACGCCAAGUACAACUGUGUGUUUUGUGGCAAGGACUCGAUCAAGCGAACGGUAACGGGCAUUUGGAACUGCCGUUCAUGCCACAAGACUAUUGCUGGCGGUGCCUACCUUUUAAACACGGCUUCGGCUGCUACGGUGCGCUCUACUCUGUCACGUCUUCGUAAGAUCCGUGACGACGCCUCGGCUUAG